Molecule: messenger RNA, 2259 nt
Organism: Drosophila novamexicana
Lineage: Eukaryota; Metazoa; Arthropoda; Insecta; Diptera; Drosophilidae
Product: solute carrier family 22 member 6-like
Exons: 8
Coding region: 172-1761 (529 amino acids)
Biological process (GO): transmembrane transport; carbohydrate transport
Cellular component (GO): membrane
Molecular function (GO): carbohydrate:proton symporter activity
Source: RefSeq, a predicted model, not a curated record
CUGAAAAAUCUGUCAAACCCAAAUUGUUAUAUUUGUUUAUUCAUGAAAUAGUGCACCGGUAAAUUGAGUGCACUGGCUAACUAGAAGCAAGUCCUGGGAAGUCCCUAGUCCUGACAGAGGUGUAUGACGAAUUGAAUUCAGCACGUGCUUAAAUUAUAUGUAAAUAACACAAUGUUGGAAGUGGACAAAAUGUUGGAAAAAUGCGGCGAUUUCAAUCGACAGCAGCUAAUCAUGCUGCUACUCUCUUCUCUGAUCAGUUUACUAUCGGCCAUGCUUAACAUAUCCUACUUGAUCAUUUAUAGUGUACCAAAGCAUUGGUGUGCUGAUGGACUGGGCUCGGGGCCUCCACCACCAAAUGCAGACGAAUGCAAGCCAUUCUAUACUAACUCAAGCACCUCUGGCACCUGCAAAAAGUACAACUAUGAGCAUUACAUGGGCUAUCAGAGUUUUAUCAGUGAAAUGAACUGGAUAUGCGAUGAGAAGUCGAAACUUAGCAAGGGAAACUCCAUGUUCUUGGCGGGAUGCUUGAUAGGCAGUCUAGUUAUGGGCUAUUUGGCAGAUAGACUGGGUCGGGUGCCCAUGCUUGUUUUUACCAAUGUCAUGACCAUAUUGAGCAACUUUUUGACAAUCUUUGGCAUGAGUCUGGAACUUUUUUGUAUACUUCAAUUCAUUACCGGUUUCGUCAUUAACGGGAACUUUGUGAUUAUUCGCAUUCUUCUUGUGGAAUAUAUGCGUCCUUCUUUGCGCACCGUUUGCGUGAACAUCUGUUACGGUUUCUUUUACUUUUUAGGCAUAGUAAUUUCACCUUGGAUAGCGAUCCUCACAGGUAGUUGGCGCCGUUUCAUGCUUCUCGAAGCGCUGCCAAUAAUUGUGGUGCCGUUUUUCUUUUAUUUUGUGCCGGAGAGCGUACAAUGGCUGAUAUCAAGGCAGAAAUAUGACGAGGCUAUAGAAUCCCUGAGACGUGUGGCCAAGAUUAAUGGCCGCCAAAUUGAUGACAGCGUCUAUGAGGAAUUCAUUAAGGACUGCAAAUUAAGUCAGCAAAAUACGAAGACCAAUCCAAAUCUGCUGCACCUCUUCAGGAUGCCGCGCCUACGCCGCACCUUUUUAAUAAUGUUGCUUGAAUUCUUCGUAUAUCCUUUCUACGACAAUGUCGUCACUUAUCAUGUGAAGGGCCUUGGCAUUUCUACAUUUUUAAUGGCCUCACUAUCUAUAACUCCUCUUCUGCCUGCAAACUUGACAGCAAUUGUCCUUCAAGAUCGCAUCGGACGCAAGACGUUGGCUUUAACAAUAGUGAUCCUCAAGUGCAUUUUCAUGUUGAUAACGGGCGUCGUCCUCUCAUCCGCUGCUAAUCGCUCGCCAAGAACUCUAUUUACGUUUUAUGUCAUUGGGAGCGUUUUUAGUUAUCUUGCCUUUUUUUUUAAUAUUCAGUACACCAUAGAGCUUAUUCCGACAUGUGUGCGUGGUCAGGCAUUGGGUUCUCUCUAUUCCAUAAGCUAUGCGUUAGAAAUAUUCAAUGAUUGCAUUUCGAGCAUGCAUAACAUCUUUUUCCCGCUGCCGGAAAUCAUUUUGGCCGUGCUCACUUUGCUGGGUGCCUGCUUAGUCUUACUGCUGCCGGAGACACUGGAUCGCACGCUGCCCAGUUCCCUGGAGGAUGGCGAGCAGCUUGGCAUUGACGAGCAUUGGUACACAUUUAGGUGCAUGGAGAAGCGCAAGCAGCUGGUGGAGCUUGAUAGCUCGUUGGCACCGCGAAACGUGAUAUAAGAAGGCACACAGCUAGUAUAAAUGCAGCAGAUGCUUUAAACAUAAAUAAGACGAUGUUGGAAGUGAACAAAACAAAACAAAUACUCGCUAGUCUGCUGAAUGAGAUCUUGACCAUGCAUUACGAAUCUUAAGCGAUAAUCAAUGUUGUGGUGUGCUCAUGGCCUAGGCUCGGGGGCACCACCAUCAAAUCGACAUUUACCCAGCGAAACGAACUGGAUGUGCGAUAAGGCGUGGAAACAAUCUGGAAGAGUCUUCGCUGUGUGUUAAGCACUCUUGUUCUGGACUAUAUGGGGGACAGAGUGCUUUGGCUGCCCACUCGUAUUUUGGCCAGUCUCAAUUCUAUGAUGGGUACUUUUUGUCAAUCUUUGGUACAAGUCUGUUUUCUGGAUAUUUCGGACUAUUCAAUAUUGUACAUUCUGCGUGAGUGCAAGGAUAAUGGCUUUAAUUUUUACUUUCACAUUAUCCUCCCACUCACAUAUAAAUGUAUAAGUGUAUCAG